AUUUACACGUUGGACGGUUGGUUUGGAUCAAAAAUACCACUGCGUCCGGGAAGUCCCAGCGAUGAUUGGAUGCGGAAUUGAGGCUGAGGAACCAUCAAGCUGCAGCAGAGAUGCGCUUUAUGGGGUCCAGCAGGGGCUCCAAUGGGGACAAUACUGCAGUAGCAGCAUAGAGCUCUAGUCAUUUCCAGUGUUUUUCUGUGAGAUUAGGUGCUACUCAGUCAGUGUGCGGCCGCAGGGCGCUCAGAGGUUGAUGCACUGCAGUGGUCCUAUUCGCCCCUAUGGAUCGCGUCCAUGGAUGUCUUCAAACCAGCUUUGGAGAACAGUUUGAGUCCCAGGGCGUCAUUAUCUGAAGAAGCAGAGUCGGAUGCCUUUCGCUGGUCCAGCACAGCGGAAAUCGAGCCGGCGCAGGAUGAGGAGCGCGCCGCGCCUCCGCCAGGCGUCUGGACAGCCGUGUUCGACUAUGAGGCCACUGCGGACGAUGAGCUCAGCCUGCGCAGGGGGGACCUGGUGGAGGUCCUGUCCAAGGACUCCUUGGUGUCAGGAGACGAGGGCUGGUGGACCGGCAUGAUAGCAGACCGGGUUGGCAUUUUUCCUUCCAAUUAUGUCAGCAAAAGGAACAGGACAGAGGAAGAGGCAGGCCUGCGGGACAGCUCGGAGCACCCAGUGCCUCCUCUGCACCCAGUCUUGGAGAUCGAUUUCUCGGAGCUCACCCUUGAGGAGAUCAUCGGAGUCGGUGGUUUUGGAAAAGUCUACCGUGCGGUGUGGCGGGGUUCUGAGGUGGCCGUGAAGGCAGCCCGACGGGACCCCGAUGAGGAUGCGGCGCAGACUCUGGAGAGCGUGCGACAGGAAGCAAAGCUCUUUGCCAUGCUCAAUCAUCCAAACAUCAUGGGCCUUCUGGGGGUAUGCCUGCAGGAGCCCAACCUGUGCCUGAUCAUGGAGUAUGCUAGAGGAGGGCCUUUGAACCGAGCUCUUGCUGGGAAACGCAUCCCCCCUUGUACGUUGGUAAACUGGGCUGUGCAGAUUGCACAAGGAAUGCAUUACCUCCAUGACCAGGCUAUCGUCCCCAUUAUACACAGGGACCUCAAGUCCAGCAACAUCCUGAUCCUUGAGAGGGUGGAUAUGGAGGACCUCAGCAACAAGACUCUGAAGAUAACCGACUUUGGGUUGGCUCGGGAGUGGCACCGCACCACCAAGAUGAGCGCGGCUGGGACCUACGCCUGGAUGGCUCCUGAGGUCAUCCGCUCAUCCACGUUCUCCAAGGGUAGCGACGUGUGGAGUUAUGGCGUGCUGUUAUGGGAGCUGCUGACCGGAGAGGUUCCUUUUCGAAAUAUUGAUGCUCUUGCUGUAGCCUAUGGAGUGGCAAUGAACAAACUGGCUUUGCCCAUUCCCUCCACUUGCCCUGAGCCUUUUGCACGUAUAAUGGAGAAUUGCUGGAGCCCAGAUCCUCACUCGCGGCCACUGUUCACAACCAUCCUGGACCAGCUCACUGCUAUUGAAGAAUCUGGCUUUUUUGAAAUGCCUGCAGAGUCCUUCCAUUCCCUGCAGAAUGACUGGAAAUUGGAGAUACAGGAAAUGUUCGAUCAGCUUCGGACCAAGGAGAAGGAGCUGCGAUCAUGGGAGGAAGAGCUUACUCAAGCCGCCCUGCAGCAGAAGUGCCAAGAGGAGGCAUUAAGGAAGCGCGAGCAGGAGCUCGCGGAAAGAGAGAUUCACAUUGUUGAGCGGGAGCUAAACAUCAUCAUCCAUCAGCUCUACCAGGAGAAGCCACAUGUGGAGAGCAGGCAGGGCAAGUUCCGCCGCAACCGCCUUAAACUUAAAGAUGGGAACAGGAUCAGCCUACCCUCAGAUUUUCAGCACAAAAUCACAGUGUUGGCAUCUCCAUCCCAUGAUCAUCGAAGGAAUCUCCUCAGCAGUGGUUCCAGCCCGCCAACCAGCCCACUCAUGCUGCCUCGCCUUCGAGCCAUCCAGCUUACUCCAGGAAAGGACCGCACAGAGAUCGAGAGAAAGGGGUCAAGGAAGAAGGGUCGUUCCCGUGGGAAUGGAAUAUACAGGGAGCACAGUGCAGAUGCAUGUGUGAAACCUCCCCAUGAGGGCAGCAGGCAGCGGUCCUGCAGCGCUCCGAACCUCCGCAGAUCCCCAAGGCACAGUCCAGCAGUGCCUGGAGUACCAAGCCUACUGGAGACAGAAAAUGAAGACUGCUGCUUCACUACGGAGCCGGGUGCAGCUCCUGGUCAGUCCUACCUCUGCAUUCCCUUCCAAAAAGACACCCACGGAGCGUCUUCCAUUGAAACUGAGGGGGAUGAGUACUGCCUCCGCAGCCAGGCCCCCGGCACCCCGCCAUGCAGAAAGAGUCCAGUAGGAGGUCGGCGUUCUGAGCUGGUCCUGCUGGGAUGUGGAGCUCUGUUGGCAGCUGUUGGACUGGGAUGCAACCUGCUAACUUUGGCCCAGCCUGAGGAGAGCAUCAAAUCCAGAUGGGAGGGUUUCUUUCACAGAACAGCUGGCCAAAGGCGUAGCACUAGCUCCCCGACUCGCAGACUGUUCCAGAGGGAAAGUCCAUUGAAGACUUUGGCCCCCUCCUUACCUGAGCGAGGUUUACCCUCCUCAUAUACGCUCCUGUCCUUAUCGUCUAUUUCUGACUCUAACUCCACCCAUUCAUUGCUGCGCUCCGACAGCGACGAACUGUUGAUCUGCCGUCCUUCGUCGGGAUCAUCCCGGCCUCCUGUGCCACCUCCGGUCUCACAGCGCAAGACGGUCCAGACCCCAGUGAAUUCACUAGUCAACAUUCACGUGGAGAGCUUCAAGCGGAACCCCCGCCAGUCGCUAACACCCACACAUGUCCCCUGUAUCCCACCUUCCUCUCGGGGGCUCCGUAGAACCCCAUCAGAUGGAGCCAUCAAGAAGAACGGUCCUCCCAGCUCACUGGAGACUUUGCCAGAGAAGAAAGCUUUAGAGAACACAGCAGGUGGCUUCAGGGGUUUAAAAGAAGAAAAUCAAGAGGUUCCGCGGCUUCCUGACCCCAACGUGGUAUUCCCCCCCACCCCUCGCCGUCGCUGUGCUCCAGAACGCCCUAAAACCUUGGACGUUGUGGCCCGGCCUCGCCCUUCACCACGGCCACGGUGCGAUGUGUUCUGGGGAGACUCUCGGCUUAGGGGCAAUGGACACACCCUGGGCAGUGGCGAGUCCCCCGCUUACACCUCCAGUACAGAGACACCGCCCACUGUAGAGUUUGGUAGAGACUCCACAGAUCAGCCAACUCCAAUGGAGGCUCCAACUCCCUUCACUCCCAGCAGGAAUGCAAACCUGUUGGAUAAGUGGGAUGAGGGUCAGAGUCGGGAUGGAACAGUCCCCCUUUGCAGACCAGACAGCAGCCUUCCCAAAGACUCACCUUAUAAUCCAGAGUUCUGGUCCUGACUCAGUCCAACACAUGAACAGGGUGGACCUGCUGUUAGCUGUAAAACUCUCACCAAUCUAUGUUAGUUUUAAUCAAAAUAGUACACAUUCUCCAAUCUACAUCAUUGGAACAAAAUUUCAAUGACGUCUUUUCUUUCUUCUAUUCAUUAUUUUUUCUAAAUAGUAACCAAAAUCUGCAUUAAAAAAAAAAGAUCUGAACCAGGUCUGGCUUUAAAGAAAGAUAUUAAUUC
Molecule: messenger RNA, 3638 nt
Organism: Cyprinodon tularosa
Lineage: Eukaryota; Metazoa; Chordata; Actinopteri; Cyprinodontiformes; Cyprinodontidae
Gene: map3k9
Product: mitogen-activated protein kinase kinase kinase 9
Exons: 11
Coding region: 292-3408 (1038 amino acids)
Biological process (GO): protein phosphorylation
Molecular function (GO): ATP binding; protein binding; JUN kinase kinase kinase activity
Source: RefSeq, a predicted model, not a curated record